GUAUUUGGUGGUGGCGAGGGCGACGCGCUGUCACAGCGUCUCUGUUCACACAGGAACUUGUCUUGACAUCAGUGAAACAGUCACUUUGAUCGGGAAGAGCGACUGAUUAGCUCUUGUUCAGCUAGGAAGCCAGGUAGCUGCUGUAGCUCCCCGCGGUUCCUCCGUCUUUGUUUGCUUGUUUGUAAGUCAAAGCUAGUCGAAUUUGAGGUUCCUGAGCAAAAGCGAACGUCACACAGCGUUCAAUCAGGAAAAAUGAUUGCCCAGUCCAGGCUUAUACUACGUCUCUUCAAGAAUGUGGGACAACAGAUUCGCGAUCAGCAUGACAACGCCUCCCGAGUCACGACUUUCCAUUACCUUCGUAAUUUGCCCCAGCCGAGCGACAAGUGUAUCGCUACAUAUGUGUGGAUCGACGGGACGGGUGAGAAUAUGCGAAACAAAGCUCGCACACUGAAUUUCAUUCCUACCCGUGUCGACCAACUGCCCGAGUGGAAUUACGAUGGUUCGUCGACAUACCAGGCGCGCGGUAGCAACUCGGAUACGUUCAUGCGUCCCGUGGCGAUGUACGAUGAUCCCACUCUUCCCGGAGGUAAGAACAAGCUCGUGCUGUGUGAUACGUACCUACCCGAUGGCAAGCCGACUCCCACGAAUCACCGUAAUUCUUGCGCAGAGUCUAUGAACAAGAUCAGGGAUCAGGAUCCGUGGUUUGGCGUGGAGCAAGAGUACACUUUCUUGGAUCUUUAUGGUCGCCCGUAUGGCUGGCCAAAAGGCGGCUACCCCGCCCCCCAGGGCCCAUACUACUGUGGUGUGGGCUGCGGCAAGGUAACGGCUCGUGACGUUGUCAACGUUCACUAUCGCGCGUGCCUGCAUGCAGGUAUUAACAUUUCUGGCACAAACGCUGAAGUGAUGCUUUCGCAAUGGGAGUAUCAGGUUAUGUCAAAAGGAGUGUCGGCUUCCGAUGAACUUUGGAUGUCGCGCUUCCUGCUACAGCGUAUCGCUGAGGACUACGGUGUCUGUGUGACGUUCGACCCGAAGCCGAUGCCAGGUGAUUGGAACGGCGCUGGAGCUCAUGUUAAUUUUUCAGUAAGCUCAAUGCGGAAAGAAGGGGGAAUGAAAGUUAUUAAGGAGGCGAUUGAAAAGUUGUCGAAACGCCACAACACGCACAUCACGAACUACGAUGCUAAACAUGGCAAGGACAAUGAAAGGCGACUGACUGGGGCCCAUGAGACGUCUUCCGUUCACGAAUUUUCGUGGGGCAUCGCCGAUCGUGGCUGUUCAAUUCGUAUUCCGCGCGCGUGCGCUGAAGCAAACAAGGGCUAUUUUGAGGACCGCCGGCCUGCAUCAAAUAUGGACCCAUAUGUGGUCACUGAUCUUCUGGUUAGAACCUGUGUCCUCAACGAGACCGAUUAAAAUGUAACUAUGUAAGCGAAAAGACGAUGUGAAAGUUAAGAUAUAGCUGGCGUCUAGCUGACACCCUUGAAGGGACGACGUUCUGACUGUGUCAUAUCUACUUCAGUAGAGAAAUACUGAUUUCUUUUUUCUAAACACAGCAUUCUGCCAAUAUAAUUGUUUGCAACUAUAUUGCCGAUCAUUAAGGGAAAAAUACAACUAGUAUAUAGAAUUAUCCUAAUAGGUUGUUCACUCAGAUCAGCUUUGACGAAACUUCCCACUGUUUAUUAUUAUUAUUAUUGGCUGAAUGGAUAUGACUGUGGAACCUCACGUCUUUCUGAAACGAGUGUCUUAUAAGUGUUGCCUCUACGGUGUCUUAACAAACGGUAGUAGAUCAUAGCAUAGAACGGAAACUAGACUUAACUAGUACUUAGAUUUUCACUGUUGUACUUACCAUAUAUAUAUAAACAUAUAUAUAUAUAUAUAUUACGGUGCAUAAUCCAUCAUAUAGACUCGUGUAGGUUCAACAUUUUACCAUAACAUACAUCGAGAGCAAUGAAACAUUGAUGAAUUACAUCGUAAAAUGACAAAGUCUAACCGAGAGGUUAGGUGGAUAAUCUGAGAGGGUGGAUUGGAGAAGCCACUAAUGCGUACGAAAUAACAUACGAAUGCGUAACUUUUACGUGCUUUCCGGUAAUGUAUAUAUAACAAUAAUGCAUAUAAAAACUUAGGCUAAUCGUUCCUUUUGUAGGUUUAUCAUGACACUUCGGAAAGAACAACUAAAUGGUAGCUAGAGAGCGUUCUUAUGUUGCGUAUUAUUAUUACAAAAAGAUGUCAACAAAAAAAGAAAAUAAAAGAAUUAGAAGAAGAACCAGCUACCAUAAAAACGACAAUAAAAGCCACAAGUUCAUCACGAAAACGACAAACUAUGUUAAUAUAUAUUUAUAUUAUAAUGUUUUUCAAAUUGACUGUGAUGAUCACACUGAUUGCCGUAUAAAUUUUUAGCUCCCUAGACUAAAGUAGUGUUAGGUUCUUCUAUCAGGAUAUAAAAUUACUGCAACCACAACAAUGAAAACGCAUAGAGGAAAAGGAUUAAGGUGAGAGCGAAAGAGGAAAAGCUAUAUAGAUUAUGGUGAAGCUGAUGAAAAAGAAAAGCAUAUAUACAUGCAUGAGUCAAAGAAAGGUCGUACCGAUAAACUCGAUAUCAUUGUAAAUAAACCAAUCGAAGAGAAGCUUGCUCUCGUCAUGUAAAGCUGGCGGGGAGUCUUAAAUUUUUGCUUCAGGCUAACCCCGUUAUUUCCAAAAAAAAAUUUAGUUAUAUUUCGUAACUCUUUCGUAUUCAGAGAAAGAGUUAUUUGCGAAACCAUGGUUUGGUGCAAAGCUCUUACGGUAUUUUCCGUUACGAUGAAUACUGAAGCAACGAUACGUAAGAAGUGCGUAGAGAAUAUAUUCGUAAGCGUAACUCGAUUAUAUGGGUCGUGGCUUUGUAACAAAGUUGAAUAUUAAACGGCACUGAUAAAUUCAGCUCUGAUUAUGUGCAAUCCAGCAUUGCUAAUAUUUAAUAAGCAGCGCCAAAUAUCAGCAGUAGGUGGGCUGUUGUGCUCUAAGAUUGAAAAUGGGAAUAGAAGAACCGAUAUGCACGUUCUCUGGCAUACGAAGAGUGCGAAUUUAGGAGACGCAAGUAGAAUCAAUGUCUCGGAGAAAAAAAGUGGCAAAAGAAUGAACUUUUUGCGAUAAUUUUUGGUGGCUUUUCAGGUACAGAUGAUGACCAAUUUUUAUUUUCUGGAGUUUUUUUUUUGUUGAGCUGCCUAUUAUGGGGUCUUAUUCGAGAUCUUUGUUUCUGGUAAAUUUGUGAUUUCAGUUUGUCUUAAUAAUUUCUCGAAGUUCGAUCUUAAAUUCCAUGUUUGGCCGCAGCGAUUUAAUAGUAUGAGCCUAGUUGAUUCUAACAGCAUCUUUUAGGUCAAUCUUUCACUUAAAAUUCAGUGUUUUGUGUAUAGCAAUGUUUAUUUAUGGGAACGUGUUCCCAAAUGUCUCUUCAGCCUACUGAAGAAUGGCCCAACGCCUAGUAUCGGACGUAAAACUCGAAAUAUAUAUUUGGCUUGUCUUACUGGUAUAGCAUUAGACAGCAUAGCAGCAGCAGCAGCAGCAGCAGCAGCAGCAGCGGCGUUCCGCGAAGAAUCAGAAAUUAAACUCAAGUACUAAAUUGCAGAUUGCCGUUUUGCAAAUACUAGGGCAAUUCAAGUCAGAGUACCCUGUAUAAUUGCUUGACAGAUACCCUCAAUGUCUUUCAGUUAAUACAGUUAAUUAAGAAUUGUGAUUCUAGAUUGCAGCCGAAGUAGUAUACAUUUUACAUCAUUCAUUUCGAAAUAACAUUUAUUUGUUGUGAUACAUGUACCGUUAUACUGCCCGAAAUCGAAGAAGUUCUGAAAUCAUUUAUAGCUUUAUAAAACAUUGCAUGGUGCCUAUUACAGAGCAUAUUUUUCUUACCCUUAAUAGAUCAAGUCGCGCCAGCGCAUUUGGUUUUCGUUCCCUUAUAAGCCAUCGUAUUUACGGCCUUGGGCGACGGAGAGAUGCAUGCAGUGAAUGCUCUUCUUAUUAUUGCAAGUAGUCGAAUAUUAAUGUGCAUAGGUAAUAUAGGUAGUUAAUGGUUUGUUUGCUCAUUAAAACCGAGCUGUUUUCAACUAAUGUUCUAGUUAAAGUGAGUAAAUAGGUAUUUUACCCACUUUAGUACCAACUCGGUUCUUGUUUGCUAAUCGGAAGCAACAUUCGAACUUGAAUGUCCGUAACGUUUAUCGUAGAAGUGAACUUCUUUUUGAACUGGCCAUUAUUAAACGUACGUUUAUUAUAGUUAUUAGCUAAUGAGAACAGUUGCCAAUACAUAAGCGGCAUCACAUUAUGAUUUAUUUAUUUGAAGAAAGAUUAUCAAGUGCCUAUGUCAGGAAGGCCUUUUCAUUGCGUUGCCUUUAUUUAAGUUGACUCAUACUUAAUCAAUAGCAGUUGGACAUUUUUUUCUGUGAGCACAAAGGUCCAACUCAAAAAAAAUCUAAAUCGUUAUUAUGGUGCCCAAAUCCAGUACAUACUUCGUGUAAGUAUGAGUAGCAGGUACUACUAGUAUCUUGACAUAUCUAGUUACAUCAAAAGAUCUGUAUUCGCAUGUAUACCAAGACAUAUUAAUACGCUAUGUUAGCAUAAGAUAUUAGUCUGAGUAUGUGGCUUUCGGGUUUUACGUGGGUGGGCAACAUCAUGUGGGUUGCAGUGUUGAUAGCCAUGUUUAAGCACUAUAGCAGGAUCAUAGGGCGCAGGGCAGAUCCCUCCCAUAUCGCAUAUGCGCCUAAAUAAUUGAGUGAAAAAGCUUGAAUUAUCAUUUUCUGAACCGUAGGUUACAAAAAAACUAUGUUGGGGGAAAGACUUGGACGAUAUCGCCCCUUUUGUUGUGCUGCCUUUAUCUAGUCUAGACUAGCUCGUACCGUAUCGAAAACAAAUUACAGCUCUAUAUGUAACAGCUUGAAUGAUGGCCAAGGCUGUUUCUGCGUAUCGUGCUGACGGUUAGCUUGAUUGCGUUAUACGUCUCUAUGUGAUCCGAUGGAGUGAGUACGUGCAGCAGAUCCGAUGUGUUAACUGUACUUAGGCUGAGCCGUCUGGUCACAUACAGCCGCGCACGUUACGGUUUUUUCAUAUGCUGAUUGUCCCAAUUUACGACAUAUUUUGAAGGGCAUACGGCAAGACCAUACAAACACCAAUAGAUCUUUCAUAAACAGUAAGACAAAUAUUAUGAAACUAAUUUGCGCUCUGCGCUCAGUUCUUAGAUUUUUUGCUGUCGUUUCGGUGGUUCACAUAAGUAGGAAUUGAAUUUGAGUCCGAUUUUCCACAAAGCCAGUUUCUACAAAGUCGAAUUACUCGCAAAAUACAGAGAAGAAUAUGCAUCCAUACGUUGCAUUUUAUUGUUUGUAUACAGGAUCUCUCUUGUGGUUGCGGUUGUUGCGAGCUAACCGUCAUGGAUAUGUUGAAGUGCUCGCUGUUGGGUCGCGUUAUCGCGUGUUGACUUGAGGUUAGGCUCGUCCGUGGGGCCUACUGUCAAAUAGGAACUAGAUAACGAACUUGCGAUCAUGGACAUGGCCUAGUAAUUAACACAUUGAGAACCAGUCAGUUGCUGUAUCAAGCAACACUGGACGACGGGAAGGAUGUCUGUUAUCUGUGAAACAAAAAAGAAUAACUCUAAAAUAACAAUACUUUGCACAGGUAACAUAUUAAAAAAAACACACAGGUGUUUUUUCUUCUGUUCUAAUUUUCACUAUAGAAGAUGUAAUGAUUAUCUGUAAGAAAAUGUGUGUCUAAAAUGUCUGCCGAAAAUAA
Messenger RNA from Varroa destructor (honeybee mite), 5739 nucleotides. Its product is annotated as glutamine synthetase 2, cytoplasmic-like. Gene Ontology annotation, molecular function: transcription coactivator activity; glutamine synthetase activity; protein heterodimerization activity. Gene Ontology annotation, biological process: transcription by RNA polymerase II. The record is from RefSeq and is a predicted model, not a curated record. Gene Ontology annotation, cellular component: cytoplasm. NCBI's taxonomy places the organism in Eukaryota, Metazoa, Arthropoda, Arachnida, Mesostigmata, Varroidae.